AUUGAGAGUAUAUGUCCAAAGAAAUCAUCAAAAUUUUGUAUUCAUCACUCUCUCUAUCCAUCCAUUAUCAUGCUUAUCACUUCCAUUCUCACCUUUUUCUUUUUCCUCUCUUCUCAGCCUGCGACGGUGGUGCUCUCCGCCAAGUGCACCACCGCCACGGCCGCCAAGAAGUUCGAGAAGUGCACUCCUUUGCCAUCUCAAGACGCGUCCAUCGCGUGGACCUUUCACGCCCAUAAUGCCACGCUGGACGUUGCUUUCUUUGGGUCUUUUAUUUCGCCGUCCGGUUGGGUCGGGUGGGGAAUCAACCCCACCUCCGCCGAGAUGACCGGAACGCGGGCCCUAAUUGCCUUCCCGGACCCGAACUCCGGCCAGCUCGUGCUUCUGCCGUACAUCAUCGACCCCACCGUGAAGCUCCAGAGGAACCCGCUCCUUUCCCGCCCGCUCGACGUGCACCUUCUGUCGUCGUCCGCCGCCAUGUACGGCGGGCGUAUGGCCACCGUGCACGACGGCGCCACCAUCCAAAUCUAUGCCUCCGUGAAGCUGGUCCCCAAUAAGACGAAAAUACACUUCGUGUGGAACCGGGGAGUGUACGUGCAAGGCUACUCGCCCACUAUCCACCCUACUACCAUUAACGACCUGGCCUCCGUCUCCACCAUCGACGUCCUCUCCGGCAGCUCCGCUGAGUUCCACGGCAGCGAUUUUGCCACGCUGAAAAUCGUGCACGGUAUCCUCAACGCCAUCUCCUGGGGGAUCAUGCUCCCCGUCGGUGUGGUCACCGCCCGAUACCUCAGACACGUACAGUCACUGGGCCCCACAUGGUUCUACGCACACGCAGGGAUACAACUCUCCACCAUUGUACUAGGAACCAUCGGAUUCGGGAUCGGACUCCGGCUAGGGGAGCUCUCUCCGGGGAGGGUAUACGGGCUCCACCGGAAGCUGGGGCUGGCGACAUUCUGCCUGGGGAUUCUGCAAACGAUGGCGCUGUUAUUCCGGCCAAAAACGACGAACAAGUUCCGGCGAUACUGGAAAUCGUACCACCAUUUCGUAGGGUACGCGUGCGUGGUGUUGGGAGUGGUGAACGUGUUCCAGGGAUUCGAAGUCAUGGGGGAGGGCCGAUCGUACGGCAAGCUGGCCUACUGCCUCUGCUUGUCCACGUUGGCCGGAGUUUGUGUGGCGCUGGAAGUGAACUCUUGGGUCAUUUUCUGCCGGAAAGCUAAGGAAGAGCAGCUGAGAAGAGAAGGGCUGAUGGGUGUCUCCGAUAAGUUCAGCGGCGGCUCUAGCACCCAUUAGUCGUCGUAUGAUUUUUUUUUUUUUUUUUUUUUUGUUUGAGAGAGAGAGAUAUUGAAGUAGCAAAUAGCAAUGGUGUUCAACUAUAAGCACUGUUUUUUGUGUUUUUUUUUUUAUUUUUUUAUUUGUGUAAACUAUGAGUACGGAUUAUAAAAUCAAUUUGUGUGUUCCGAAUUUGAAGGCACAAAAUAUUAUUUUAAUGAAAAAAUAACGCAUUUGGUUUA
This is a messenger RNA of Ipomoea triloba (trilobed morning glory), 1511 nucleotides long. Its product is annotated as cytochrome b561 and DOMON domain-containing protein At2g04850-like. NCBI's taxonomy places the organism in Eukaryota, Viridiplantae, Streptophyta, Magnoliopsida, Solanales, Convolvulaceae. Bases 70 to 1290 code for a protein of 406 amino acids. The record is from RefSeq and is a predicted model, not a curated record. The transcript has 2 exons.